Messenger RNA from Closterium sp. Naga37s-1, 2283 nucleotides. The record is from the annotation of a GenBank genome assembly. Lineage: Eukaryota; Viridiplantae; Streptophyta; Zygnematophyceae; Desmidiales; Closteriaceae.
AUGUUGCUUCUGUUCGAGACCCCGGCGGGGUUCGCGCUGUUCAAGGUGCUAGACGACAAGAAGCUCGACAAGGUCGAGGACAUCUGGACGCACUUCGAGUCGUCGGAAAGCGCCAGCAAGGCAAGUGGUGCCAAGGAGCACAUUGGUGAUGAAGCUGAAGGCGUUCGACAAGUUCGAGAACACGGCGGAUGCGCUGGGCGCUAUUUAGGCCCCGCUAACCCCUCUCUCCCCCUCCCCAUCCCCCUCUUCUCCGCAAUGCAGGUGGUGAAGCUGAAGGCGUUCGACAAGUUCGAGAACACGGCGGACGCGCUGGGCGCGGCGACGGCGCUGGUGGAGAGCAAGCUGAGCAAGGGGCUGAAGAAGUUCGUCAAGGCGCAGUGCCAGGGCGAGACGCUCGCCGUCGCCGACUCGAAGCUGGGAAACAUCAUCAAGGAGAAACUGGGAGUGACAUGCGUGCACAACGCAGCGGUAAUGGAGCUCAUGCGCGGAGUGCGCUCACACCUCUCGGAGCUCAUUGCGGGGCUGUCAGGCACCGACCUUGCGCCCAUGAGCCUGGGUCUCAGCCACAGCCUGUCGCGCUAUAAGCUCAAGUUCUCCCCGGAUAAGGUGGACACGAUGAUAGUGCAGGCGAUCGGGCUGCUGGACGACCUGGACAAGGAGCUGAACACGUACGCCAUGCGCGUGCGCGAGUGGUACGGGUGGCACUUCCCCGAGCUCGCCAAGAUCGUCACGGACAACCUGCAGUACGCGCGCGCCGUCAAGCUCAUGGCUCACCGCGUCAACGCCGCUGACCUCGACUUUUCCGGGAUAUUGGAGGAGGAUGUGGAGUCGGCAAUGAAGGAUGCAGCGGUGAUCUCCAUGGGGACGGAGGUCAGCGAGCACGACAUGACCAACAUCAUUGCUCUCUGCGACCAGGUCAUCGCCCUCUCAGAGUACCGUGCGCAGCUGUUCGACUACCUGCGAUCGCGCAUGCUGGCCAUAGCGCCCAACCUGACGGUGCUCGUAGGCGAGCUCGUGGGGGCGCGCCUCAUCGCCCAUGCUGGGUCAUUGAUGAGCCUGGCCAAGCACCCCGCCUCCACUGUUCAGAUUCUGGGUGCUGAGAAGGCGCUGUUCCGCGCCCUCAAGACGAAGCACGACACGCCCAAGUACGGGCUCAUCUUCCACGCGUCCCUCAUCGGCCAGGCGCCCCCCAAGCUCAAGGGCAAGAUCUCGCGCGUGCUCGCCGCCAAGUGCUCCCUUGCCAUUCGCGUGGACGCUCUUGGGGAUGCCACCGAGCCCACUGUGGGCAUUGAGGGCCGCGCCAAGAUUGAGCAGCGGCUGCGGCAGCUGGAGGGGCGGGUGCUGGGCAGUGCGAGUGCAGCGAGCAAGGGCAAGGCGAAGCUGGGGGCGUACGACAAGGACAGGAAGGAGGGCACGGGCGGCCUCAUCACCCCUCUUAAGGCUUACAACCCCGCAUCUGAUGCGCUGCUGACAGCCAAGUCCCCAGCAACAGACGCAACACCAGCAGCCGGAGAGGAGUCGGCUAAGAAAGCGAAGAAGGAGAAGAAGGCGAAGAAGGACAAGGAGAACGGGGAGGCCACUCCCUCUGCUGCUGCCCGUGUGGACGCCGAUGGGGCAGAGCCGCCUUCCACUGAGAAGAAAAAGAAGAAAAAGCGUGACAGGGAGGAGGGCAAGGCAAAGGAGGAAGCAGCAGCACCGGUGACCCCCGCCUCUGAGAAGAAGAAGAAAAAGAAGGACGCAGCAGCGGAUGGGAGUGUGACACCUGGUGCUACUGAUGGUUCGGCCAAGAAGAAAAAGAAGGCCAAGGAGGAGGAUGGAGCGACGCCGGGGACGACUGGAUCGUCCAAGAAGAAAAAGAAGGCUGCGGACUCCGCGCUGCCUCUCAGAGCCACCGCAUGCACCCAACUGGUGCGGGACUCGUGGCGCUACCUCGUCUUCCCGCAGGAAAAGUACUGCUGCCGCUGCUGCUCUGCGGCCAAUGGGUGUGACGUGGUGCGCCCUGAUUGGCUGGCCAAUGCCACCUAUAUGGGCCGGGACUACGUGGAUGACGUGUCUUCCACCAAAUGGAAGCAGCAGGGGUUACAGAACAACUACUACUGGCAUUCAGAGGAUGAUGUGCCCAUGCGAAUCUACAUGGAGCCUUUGGAGCAAAUGACCUUCUCGCAUGCCUCGUUUGAGAAGCCACACCACUUCCCCAACACCACCUUCGAUCUACCUUCAGACAUGGACUGCUCACAGCUCUGCUACGGCUUCUGUGCUCUGGCCCGACAAACCAUGCUCUAA